CUGCUACCUCCACCUCUACCUCUUGUCGUUCCAUUCACCCUUCCCGUGCGUCGGUUCAUCCUCACCUCACCCCACCCCCGGUUGGUUAUACCGUAUUGGUGGUGGUGGUGGUGGAGGUGAGGUGGCGCUGUUGGUGCUCGUCGAGGUGGUGGUGGUGAUGAAGUGGAGGUGACGUGAAGUGGUGUUGACCGGUUACUGCAGUCCAGAAGAUCAAGGUCAAGAAUCCCGUCGUCGAGUUGGACGGUGAUGAGAUGACCCGUGUGAUCUGGGACUCUAUCAAGCAGAAGUUCAUCCAUCCUUACCUGGAUAUCGACCUCAAGUACUACGACCUGGGACUCGAGUACCGUGACCAGACCGACGACAAAGUCACCACCGAUGCCGCUGAGGCCAUCCUCAAAUACUCGGUCGGUGUCAAGUGUGCCACCAUUACCCCCGAUGAGGCGCGUGUCAAGGAGUUCAACCUUAAGCAGAUGUGGCUGAGCCCUAACGGAACCAUCCGAAAUAUCCUCGGUGGAACCGUAUUCCGUGAGCCCAUCGUCAUCGACACCAUCCCCCGCCUCGUCCCUGGCUGGAAGAAGCCCAUCACCAUCGGCCGUCACGCCCACGGUGACCAGUACAAGGCCCGCGACUUCGUUGUCCCCGGUCCCGGUACCGUCGAGCUCGUCUACACCCCCAAGGAUGGUGGUGAGCCCGAGCGCAUGAAGGUUUUCGACUACUCUGGAGGCGGUGUCGCCCUGGCUAUGUACAACACCGACGAAUCGAUCCGCGGCUUCGCCCACGCUUCGUUCAAGAUGGCUCUCGACCGCGAGAUCCCCCUCUACAUGUCCACCAAGAACACCAUCCUGAAGCGCUACGACGGCCGUUUCAAGGACAUCUUCCAGGAGAUCUACGAGAGCACCUACAAGUCCCAGUUUGACGCCAAAAAGAUCUGGUACGAGCACCGUCUCAUCGACGACAUGGUCGCCUACAUGCUCAAGAGCGAGGGUGGAUACGCCAUCGCCAUGAAGAACUACGAUGGUGAUGUUCAGAGUGACAUCGUUGCUCAGGGUUUCGGGUCGCUCGGUCUGAUGACCAGUGUCCUGAUCACCCCUGACGGAAAGACCUUCGAGUCCGAGGCCGCCCACGGAACCGUCACCCGCCACUGGCGUGAACACCAGAAGGGCAACGAGACCUCCACCAACCCCAUCGCCUCGAUCUUCGCCUGGACCCGAGGACUGAUCCAGCGUGGAAAGCUUGACGAGACCCCGGAACUGAUUACGUUCGCCGAGGCCCUCGAGCAGGCGUGCAUCGACACCGUCAACGACGGCAUCAUGACCAAGGACUUGGCUCUGGCACAGGGACGGACGGACCGUGCCGCCUGGGUCACCACCUCGGGAUACAUGGACGCCGUCGAGGCUAAGCUUAAGACUCUGAUUAAGGCUUAGAAAACUAGGGAUGGGUAGGGGAUGGCGUUUGUUUGUCACAUUACUGCUAUAUAUACCAAAAUACUACUACUAGAAGUAUAUAACACAUGAGAAUUUCCGUGC
Messenger RNA from Tricharina praecox, 1526 nucleotides. Its product is annotated as putative isocitrate dehydrogenase Idp1. NCBI's taxonomy places the organism in Eukaryota, Fungi, Ascomycota, Pezizomycetes, Pezizales, Pyronemataceae. Gene Ontology annotation, biological process: isocitrate metabolic process. The transcript is spliced from 8 exons. Gene Ontology annotation, cellular component: mitochondrion. The record is from RefSeq and is a predicted model, not a curated record. Bases 252 to 1424 code for a protein of 390 amino acids. Gene Ontology annotation, molecular function: magnesium ion binding; isocitrate dehydrogenase (NADP+) activity; NAD binding.